AUGAAAGCUAAGUACUACCCCAAAGAGAGUUUUUGGAGCGUGUCCGGAAAGAAUUCUGAUAGUUUUGUUUGGAGGGGAAUUUUGAAUGCUCGAUCUUGUGUAACUGAAGGGGCUUGCUCAGUUAUUGUAACCGGUGAAAGUAUUGAUGUUUGGUGGCAACCUUGGAUCCCGUGGUUGGAAUAUGCUGAAUGUCGAGCGCUUAUGGUAACAAUCAGAGGAAGGGCGCCUUAUUUACGCAGUGUGGCGGACUUAAUGUACCGUAACACUAGAAGCUGGAAUCAUGGCUUUUUGUGUUUUCUCUUUGGCAAUGAUCUUGGAACUAAGAUUGGAGGAAUCCAAAUAGCGAAGAACGGAGUAGAGGAUUUUAUUGUAUGGAAGAACUCAAAUUCGGGCCAAUUCUCUGUCAAGGGUGCGUAUUGGGCUGCUCAAGUCGGCCGAUUCAAUGACACUAACAGGUUGUGGGGUUGGAUUUGGAAGUCCAGCAUUCAUCCUCGCCUGAGCAUGAUGCUUUGGAGAGUUUGUGCAAAUGUUCUUCCCACAACAAACAUAUUUAACUCUGCAGCAUGUAAGUGUUUAUUUUGUGACUCUGGCCCUGAGAAUCCUUUUCAUUUAUUUGUUGAAUGUCCCUUUGCUUUAGCUCUUUGGUUAAGUAGCCCUUUUCCUGUGCGAUUGAACUUAGCCACGGCUGGAAGUAUACCAGAGUUGUUGUGCAAGCUGUGUGAAGGAGUUAAUGGCGAUCUAAGGGGCCAAAUGCUGGGUUGCUAUGCCAUCAUUUUCGAGACCAUUUGGAAUAUUAGAAACAGGAUUGUACACCAGGGGGAGGCUGUUUGGAGCAUUGAUCAGGCAAGGAGGGCUAUCACUAAUCGUUUUCAAGAGCUCAUUACGGCUAAUCUUAAGACAGUUCAGAGUUCCAUUACCCCCCCCCUGGUACCUGACGAAUCUCUCAAGAUUUUGUCAAAGAACUUAGUGGUCGUGGAUGGAUCCUACUCUGAUGGUUGCUUUGGGUGUGCGGCUGUCUUUAUGUGCCGUGACUCGGUUAAUUGGAAUUUCAACACGGCUGCUGGUUUAUGUGGCAGUGCGCUUGCGGCUGAGAUGGAAGCUGUGUCUCGUGGUGCGCAGUGGGCGAUGAACGUUGGGUGGGAUGACUUCACAAUUGCCUCUAAUUCUAAGAUCCUUGUGGAAGCCAUUGCCACCAAGAAAUGUCCUGAUUGGCAGCUCACUAGUGUUUUUUAUUUACUGCUUCAACUUUUAGAUUCUUGUUCUAAGUGCAAUGUUGUUUUCAUUAGAAGAAAUGUUAUUUCUUUCGUUGAUGAACUUGCUAAGAGUGCUAGACACUCCAAGAGCGGUUCUUUGAACUGUGAAGGGGAGGGAUUGCCCCCUGUGAAUCCCAGUUUCUUUUGGUGA
Cannabis sativa is the source of this 1404-nucleotide messenger RNA. RefSeq lists its product as uncharacterized. NCBI's taxonomy places the organism in Eukaryota, Viridiplantae, Streptophyta, Magnoliopsida, Rosales, Cannabaceae. The transcript has a single exon. The record is from RefSeq and is a predicted model, not a curated record. The coding region runs from base 1 to 1404 and encodes 467 amino acids. Gene Ontology annotation, molecular function: nucleic acid binding; RNA-DNA hybrid ribonuclease activity.